Molecule: messenger RNA, 585 nt
Organism: Brenthis ino (lesser marbled fritillary)
Lineage: Eukaryota; Metazoa; Arthropoda; Insecta; Lepidoptera; Nymphalidae
Source: the annotation of a GenBank genome assembly
AUGGUCAAUUUUAGGGGGAUCGCCAGAGCCAUGUCUACAGUUGCGAAGUCGUUUGAAAGCAAUGCCGUGGUUCCAGAUGUCGUGCCCAAAGCUCCUAGCGAUAGGAUUUCGGUGGUGUAUCCAAGUGGCGUGGAAGUAAACGAAGGAAAUGAACUGACUCCCACUCAAGUGAAGGAUGUACCAUUGGUCCAAUGGGAAGCGCAACCUGAUGCCUACUACGUGCUCGCUAUGACUGACCCAGACGCGCCAUCUCGUCAAGAGCCUAAAUUCCGUGAAUGGCAUCACUGGUUAGUUGGUAACAUCCAAGGGAACAGCGUUGCGACGGGGGAUACCCUUUCAGCUUAUAUCGGUUCUGGGCCACCCCCCGGCACUGGUCUGCAUAGAUACGUGUACUUGGUAUACAAACAGCCAGGGAAACUGUCUUUCGAUGAACCACGUUUAACUAACACUUCUGGCGACAACCGUGGAGGGUUUUCUAUUGCGAAGUUCGCUAAAAAGUACAAUUUAGGUGAUCCCAUUGCUGGAAAUUUCUACCAAGCGCAGUAUGACGAUUACGUGCCAAUUCUGUACAAACAAUUGGGGGCA